AAAUAGAAAAAUCAGAAGAAUGAUAUUGCUGCAACAUUUAAGCCAGCGAAUUGCAAUGACAUAUUGAUUUUUAUUAAUUAACCCCAACAAGCGACCGAAGUUGGACCGAUUUCCUUGGUCUAAUCAUGGAGGACUGUCCAAAGAAUAAUGGCGACGAAUGCAGUCGAUGUGUACGUCAAGUUGCCCACGGGAAGGACCACUACACUGAGUCUGCCCCCGGAUAGCACCGUCAGGGAGAUACAGCAGCACGUGGGUCGCGAGGAGGGCGUCCCUCACGACAGAGUCGUCCUCAAGUAUCAGGGAAAGGCCCUGGAGAGCCGCAAGACAGUGGGGUGGUAUGGAAUAAGAGCGGAAACCAUCCUCAAGGCGGAGGUGGUGGUUCCGAAGACCAUCCAGGUGUUCGUCAAACUUCCGGAUGGACGCACUGUUCCGGUCUCCGUCACCUCGACAGAUCCGGUCUCCUCGGUCCUGACAGUCCUGGCUGACAAAGAAGAUUUGGACGCAGAUUCCUAUCACUAUCAUAGCGGUGGAAAGAAGCUUGUAGUCGGAGACCCAUUGUUCCUCCAGGGCGUGUCAGAGGAAAGCACAGUAGAAGCCAAAGAGAUACCGAAAGCCAGCAAAUUAAAUGUUGAUGCCGAGGAACCUUCCGAAGAUAUGAAAGAUGCUGUGUUAUCAAGCUUUGCCGCUGAAGGAAAAAACGUAGAAGUUGUCUUUUCAUUUGAUACGACGGGUAGUAUGGCCAGCUACCUCAACACGGUGCGUGAGAAUUUAGAGGAAACCUGUCGCAGACUUCUUCACGAUAUACCGAAUAUUCGGAUUGGUUUAAUCGCCCAUGGUGACUAUUGUGAUCAAAACGUUUACGUCACCAGGCAGAUAGAUCUGACAUCAGAUGUGCAACAACUUGUCGACUUCGCGAAGGACACACCAAGCACUUGUGGGGGCGACACUCCCGAGUGUUAUGAAUGGAUGCUUCAUAAAGCCAAAUUCAUGGAUUGGUCGGAAGACUCUGCGAAAGCCUUGGUUGUCAUUGGAGACGCUCCACCCCAUCCACCCUCAUACACUGACCAAAACAUCAACUGGUGGAACGAGACAGAGCUGCUGAAGGGUAUGGGGGUCAAGAUAUACGGAGUGCUGUGCAAUAGAUAUGAUGGUCCCGCCAAGCAUUUUUACCAAGAGUUGGCAGAUCAAACCGGCGGAUGUUUCCUCCAUCUCAAUCACUUCAACCUGAUCACCCAGAUGUUCUUAGCAGUGUGUUAUAACGAGUCUGGUGGGGAUCAGCUUGAGGCGUUCACUGAGGAGCUAGAGAAAGAGGGCAAGAUGACUGAGGACACCAAGGUUUUGAUGAAAGAAAUCACCGAGAAGAAGCCGGCGGAGAACAGCGCCGAGUCCUCUAACAUUCGGAGACGGCAUAGCUACGAUUGGUGGAAUGAGGAAGAGAAUUCCGGGAAGCACCCGUCCUAUGUAUACGACGCCGAGAAAGAUGAGUGGAAGGAAAGCGUACAUGCAUCGCCUGGUCCAGCGAAUUUUAUAAGUUCAACCCCUACAGAUAAAAAGGUUAAAAAGAAGCAAAAGUGUGUUAUCAUGUGAUGAGGAGUCCUAUGUACCAGCGUAUGAAACAUGUCAUCAUGAAAUAACUCUACUGCAAAGUUGAAAACCAUGUUGCGUAAUCACGUCAUUACGAAAUCUACGUCAUGGUUCGCUGGUUCCGGACCACGUCACUAGACUGGGUGUUGUACCUCUGCAUCUGAAAAAACGUCAUCAGCCUAGUUUAAGUGCAAUACAAGUUGACCAUUUUAUAGAGAGUACUGAAAAUGAAAAGACUGGUCCCUAAAAUCUAGCACUGUUUGGUUCAGGAAUGUAGCGGGCAGACAGAACUUGUGAUUGAAAAAAAACCGUGCUCUCUCAAUCCAUCAUCAUUUCAACAAAGUACUUGUUUUUGCAUUUCUCUUGAAGCCUUGGUUGUGUUUUUUCUUCAAUUUAUAACAUAUGAUAUAAACUCUUGGAGCCACUGAGUCGUUUCUGAAUACUAUUAACUCCAAUACAUCGGAUUUUACCUUUAAAUUUAGUCCAAAUUCAAUUGUUUGUAAGUUAAGUUAGGUAAAAAUUAUGGAAAUUGAAAAUCUCUGGAUGCCCCUUUUACAUUUAACAGUGAGCGUCAAGGACCCACAUUGCUAAAUGUAGGUCACAAAUAACAAGGAUUCGAAUGGUUUUACCUUGUUCUUAAUGACGUGUGUGCUACCAUAGUGUAGAACUUCAUCCUUUAUAGCUGUCUUUGUUAUAUUUGUGACUUGUGCAGGCUUUUGAUAUAAAAUUGCAAUCAAAGUUUGUGUAAAUACAUGUAUGAUAAAUUUUGUAAUAAAUUUUUAUCAAAGUAA
Magallana angulata is the source of this 2375-nucleotide messenger RNA. RefSeq lists its product as uncharacterized. Bases 148 to 1587 code for a protein of 479 amino acids. The record is from RefSeq and is a predicted model, not a curated record. Gene Ontology annotation, molecular function: protein binding. The transcript has 12 exons. Lineage: Eukaryota; Metazoa; Mollusca; Bivalvia; Ostreida; Ostreidae.